GGGGAGGAGGAAAAAAAUAAAGCUCUAUGCACCCUUUUGGAUUCCAUUCGUGACCUGGUGAUCGACGAGAAUAUGAGAAUGGUUUGAUCAAGGUUACUGGACUGUUGAAUGAUUUGGUGUAUCACAAUUCCCUCCGAGCCUGAAUAGGACCUCUCACCAUGCAGUGUUAUACGGAGCUUCUACCCCCAAUGGGGGUCACGCAUGCAAUAUCUGUUGCAUUCACAUCUGCAACGGCUCGAAAUCUCGUCGUCGCCCGGACUUCGCUGCUCCAAAUUUUUUCCCUAAUCGAAACGCCUGCGCGACACGAUGAUCUGAGCGAAGACACGGAAUCCAGCACGACAAAGCUGGUCUUGGAAAGAGAAUACGAUCUUCCUGGGAUAGUGACUGACCUGAGUCGGGUCAGUGUUAUGAAUACUAAGAGUGGUGGGGAGGCUAUAUUGCUGGCGUUCCGCAAUGCGAAGCUGAGUCUCAUCGAAUGGGACCAUGAGCGUCAUGGGAUAUCCACGAUCUCUAUCCAUUACUACGAGCGAGAUGAACUGGCCCAUAGUCCCUGGGUACCGGAUUUCAGCAGCUGUGGUAGUAUCCUCAGCGUUGAUCCAAGCAGUAGAUGUGCACUCUUCAAUUUCGGAGUUCGAAACCUUGCGAUUCUCCCAUUCCACCAGGCAGGAGACGACUUGAUCAUGGAUGACUAUGAAGCCAAUAUUGAGAAAGAGGAUGUGGAACGAGCAUCUGAGUUGAAUAAUGACACCGAUAUGAUGACAAAAGAUGAUGCGUCGUAUCAAACCCCGUACGCCUCGUCUUUUGUCCUUCCUCUAACUGCAUUGGACCCGUCCCUUCUUCACCCAAUAAGUUUUGCCUUUCUAUAUGAAUAUAGAGAGCCAACCUUUGGCAUCUUGUAUUCGCAAAUUGCCACAUCAAAUGCCCUCAUAUAUGAAAGGAAAGAUGUGGUCUACUAUGCUGUUUUUACGCUCGAUCUCGAACAACGUGCUUCAACGACACUACUUUCCAUACCUAGACUGCCUAGCGAUCUAUUUAAAGUGGUAGCUCUUCCUCCCCCUGUUGGAGGCGCCUUGUUAAUCGGCUCCAAUGAACUUGUACAUGUGGAUCAGUCGGGGAAGACAAACGCAGUGGGCGUCAACGAGUUCGCGAGGCAAUUGUCUGGGUUUUCGAUGACAGAUCAAUCUGAUUUGGCUCUUCGGCUAGAAGGAUGCACCGUCGAGCGUCUCGGAAGCGAUAACGGAGACCUUGUCCUGGCCCUGAACACUGGAAACCUAGCUCUGGUCCGUUUCAAACUGGAUGGUCGAUCCGUUUCUGGCAUUUCCGUUCUACUGUUACCGGCUCAGAACGGUGGGAACUUACUUGGGUCUAGUGCGUCCUGCUCAGCUUUCUUGGGUGAUGGGAAGGUUUUCCUUGGAAGUGAAGAUGCAGACUCGUUACUCUUGAAUGGGUCUUUGUCAAGUGGAAUCAAAAGACCGUCAACACAAUUAGAACACUUCUCGGAUGAACAGGCCAACGUUUCGGACGAAGAACUUAUCGAAGACGACGCUUAUGAAGAUGACCUUUACUCUUCUGCUCCCGCAGUGCCUCAUGAUACGCCUCACGCUUCGAUACCUCGCGUAUCAUCCGGGCUGUACAAUUUCCAAGUACAUGACAGGCUUCUUAAUACUGGCCCUUUGAGGGAUGUGGUUCUGGGGAAAUCUCAUACGACUACCAUGCAAGAAGAGGACCCUGCUCCGGUCGAUAACCCCGAUACUUUGGAGUUAGUAGCUGCUCAAGGCUCUGACAGAAGUGGUGGCUUGGUUAUCUUGAAACGUGAAAUCGACCCGGUUCCUAUCAGCUCGGUUAAAACCGACUCAGCCGAGUUUGCCUGGUCCUUGGAGGUGGCUCACGGUCCUGCGCGAUCUGAUAAGAGAGAAUCACGGUGUUAUGUGAUCGUCUCGAAAUCUCAAAGCCUUGACAAGGAGGAGUCUGAAGUUUUCCUCGCUGAUGGACAAGAUCUGUCGCCAUUCAAAGCACCGGAGUUCAAUCCAAAUGCCGAUUUAACAAUUGAAGCCGGAACCAUUGCCAAUGCAACCAGAGUCGUCCAGAUCCUGAAGAGCGAGGUUCGAAGCUAUGAUUCCGAUCUCGGCCUGGCACAAAUCUAUCCAAUCUGGGACGAGGAUACAAGCGAAGAAUGCACGGCCGUCAGUGCGAGCUUUUCCGACCCCUAUAUCGCUAUUCUUCGGGACGACCACAAUUUGUUACUUUUGCAAGCAGAUGCAAGCGGAGACCUCGAUGAGGUCGACCUAGCGGAUGAUUUUAAAUCUACAAAAUGGCAAUCCUGCUGUCUUUAUGAUGAUAAUUCGGGUGUAUUCACAGCGUCUUCUGAAAACCAACCCGAGGGUGGCAUGCUUUUGUUUAUGCUAAGCCAGGAGAGCAAGCUUUUUAUAUUCAGACUAGCAGACCAGAAGCUGUUGAAUGUUAUCGAUUCCGUGGACCAUUUGCAGCCAAUUCUAUCAUCUGAAACGCCCAGACGGUCUUACACGCGGGAGAAUCUGAAGGAAUUUGUUGUUGCCAACCUGGGCGAUUCUCAGUUCACAUCACCUUAUCUAGUGUUACGAACCGAGAAUGACGACCUGGUCAUUUACCGACCGUUUGUGGUAUGCAAAAAAACAGAAGGUAGCUCAUCAAGUCUACGGUUUUUCAAAGAGAGGAACUAUUCCGCGCCAAAAUCGUCUUCAGAUUACCCCAAUGUCCUACAGGACAGAAAGCUGCGGCCUAGACCGUUACGAAUAUUGCAGGACGUAUCAGGACUGAAUGCCAUCUUCAUGCCCGGAGAAUCUGCAAGCUUUGUAUUUCGAAUGUCGUCAAGUGCGCCACACGUUUUCCGGGUGCGAGGAGACUUUACCCGGAGCAUGAGUGAAUUCCAGAGCGUCCUCCCUGGAGGGCAAAGGGCCUUUGUUUACGUGGAUUCAGAGCACGCUGUUCAAAUUUCUCAUCUGCCACUCGAAACGCAUUUUAACUACUCGUGGACAAUCCGAAGAGUUCCAUUGAAGGAACAAGUGGACUACGUGACCUACUCUUCAUCGUCAGAGAAAUACGUGCUUGGAACGAGCAUGAGGGAGGAAUUCCGGCUGCCAGAUGACGACGAAUUACAUCCAGAAUGGGGAGGGGAAGUGAUAUCGCUUCCUCCUGAAAUUGAGCACGGCUCACUCAAACUUCUUAGUCCAGACACAUGGUCCGUUAUUGAUAGUUACCCGUUCGGACCUGAAGAACGAGUGAUGGCUGUCAAAAACAUUGAUCUUGAGGUCUCAGAAAACACUCAUGAGCGACGCGGCUUGAUUGUCGUGGGCACCUCGAUUGUCAAGGGCGAAGACGUUCCUGCCCGGGGCUGUCUGUAUGUCUUCGAAGCGAUCAAAGUCGUCCCUGACCCAGAGAAUCCAGCCCUCGACCGGAAGCUGAAGCUUAUUGGAAAAGAACCGGUGAAAGGGGCUGUGACGGCACUAUCUGGGAUCGGCGGGCAGGGCUUUUUGAUUGUUGCCCAGGGGCAAAAGUGUAUCGUGCGGGGACUCAAAGAAGAUGGUAGUCUUCUUCCUGUUGCCUUUAUGGACACACAAUGCUACGUGAGCGUGGUCAAGGAGCUCCGCGGCACGGGGAUGUUUAUGAUUGGAGACGCUAUGAAAGGGCUCUGGUUUGCGGGCUACUCGGAGGAGCCAUAUAAAAUAACUCUAUUCGGCAAAGACUCGGACUACUUGGACGUGGUGGCCGCCGACUUUCUGCCGGACGGCAAACGGCUGUACAUGCUCGUUGCUGACGGGGAGUGCAACCUGCACAUUCUCCAAUACGACCCGGAAGACCCGAAAUCCUCUAAUGGUGACCGGCUGCUCAACCGCAGCAAGUUCCACACGGGUCAUUUUGCGUCAACCGCGACGCUGCUCCCCCGCGCAGCGCCCGAAUCCGGUUCUGCCAAAUCCGACGCGGACAUGGAUAUGGACAUGGACCUCGACAGGGACAGUUCAUACCAGGUGCUCGUGACGUCACAGACGGGCUCGAUCGCGCUGGUGACCCCCGUCUCAGAGGAAUCGUACCGGCGGCUCUCUGCGCUACAGUCACAGCUGACGACGACGCUGGAGCACGCGUGCGGGCUGAACCCACGGGUGUUCCGCGCCGUGGAGAGCGACGGGACUGUCGGGCGCGGCAUGCUAGACGGGAACCUGCUGCGGCGGUGGCUGGAUCUGGGCGAGCAGCGCAAACAGGAGAUUGCGCACCGGGUUGGUGGGGAGAAAUGGGAGAUCCGGUUCGACCUUGCCAGUCUGGACGGAUUGGGAUAUUUGUAAUCUACCUACC
Molecule: messenger RNA, 4326 nt
Organism: Penicilliopsis zonata CBS 506.65
Lineage: Eukaryota; Fungi; Ascomycota; Eurotiomycetes; Eurotiales; Aspergillaceae
Exons: 9
Coding region: 159-4316 (1385 amino acids)
Cellular component (GO): mRNA cleavage and polyadenylation specificity factor complex; nucleus
Molecular function (GO): nucleic acid binding; protein binding
Source: RefSeq, a predicted model, not a curated record